Molecule: messenger RNA, 3654 nt
Organism: Anopheles marshallii
Lineage: Eukaryota; Metazoa; Arthropoda; Insecta; Diptera; Culicidae
Gene: IleRS
Product: isoleucine--tRNA ligase, cytoplasmic
Exons: 2
Coding region: 1-3654 (1217 amino acids)
Biological process (GO): isoleucyl-tRNA aminoacylation
Molecular function (GO): tRNA binding; isoleucine-tRNA ligase activity; ATP binding
Source: RefSeq, a predicted model, not a curated record
AUGAAUAACAUUACCGCAGAUGAGAUGACGCGGCUGCCGGAGACGAUAAAUUUUCCGGCCGAAGAGGAAAAAGUGCUUGGAUAUUGGCAGUCGGAGAAGGUGUUUGAAACGUGUCUGAAACAAUCGAGGGGAAAACCCAGAUACACGUUUUAUGAUGGACCACCGUUUGCCACGGGUCUCCCGCAUUACGGACACAUUCUGGCCGGAACGGUAAAGGACAUAGUGACGCGUUAUGCCCACCAGCAGGGCUACCACGUGGAACGACGGUUCGGUUGGGAUUGCCAUGGGUUGCCGGUUGAGUACGAGAUUGACAAAACGCUCAACAUCCGCGGACCGGACGACGUGGCAAAGAUGGGCAUCAAGGCGUACAACAACGAGUGCCGCAAGAUUGUGAUGCGUUAUGCGAACGAGUGGGAGCAAAUCGUGGGCCGGAUGGGACGGUGGAUCGAUUUCAAGAACGACUACAAGACGCUCUAUCCGUGGUACAUGGAGUCCAUCUGGUGGGUGUUUAAGCAGCUGUACGUGAAAGGAUUCGUGUACCAGGGCGUGAAGGUAAUGCCAUACUCGACCGCCUGUACAACGGCCCUGUCGAACUUUGAAUCGGGCCAAAACUACAAGGAGGUAACGGAUCCGGCCGUGUUUGUGUCGUUCCCGCUUGUUGGCGAUAAGGAUGGUGCGGCACUGGUCGGGUGGACGACCACUCCCUGGACAUUGCCCUCGAAUCUGGCCUGCUGCGUACAUCCGGAGCUGGUGUAUGCGAAGGUCCGUGAGACUAAGACGGGCAAGGUGUACGUCAUGAUGCAGUGUCGUAUAGAGUCGCUGCUGAAGGGGCCGGAGAAUUAUACCGUGCUCGAAAGUUUCCCUGGUUCGAAACUGGCUGGUUUAAAGUAUGAGCCACUGUUUGAUUAUUUCAAAAAGUACGAAAGUGUAGGAUUCCGAGUGCUUACUGAUACGUACGUAACGGAGGAAUCUGGUACGGGUGUGGUCCACCAGGCUCCUUAUUUCGGUGAGGACGAUUACCGCGUUUGUCUGGCGCAUGGAGUGAUCAAGCGUGAUCAGGAGAUUGUUUGUCCCGUUGAUGCGAGCGGUAAGUUCGUAGAGCCGGUGGCCGAUUUCGCUGGCCAGUACGUGAAGGAUGCGGAUAAGGCCAUCGUUAAGCUGCUGAAGGAGCGUGGUCGAUUGGUGUUGGCAUCGCAGGUGAAGCACAACUACCCGUUCUGUUGGCGAUCGGACACACCGCUCAUAUAUAAGGCCGUUCCGUCAUGGUUCGUGCGUGUGGAGCACAUGAACAAACAGCUGUUGAACUGUAGCUCCCAGACCUAUUGGGUGCCGGAGUAUGUGAAGGAAAAACGGUUCGGCAACUGGUUGAGGGAUGCGCGCGAUUGGGCCAUCAGCCGCAACCGGUACUGGGGAACACCGAUCCCGCUGUGGAUUUCACCAGACGGGAAAGAAAUCGUGUGCGUUGGUAGUAUCGAAGAGCUGGAACGGUACUCGGGUGUACUGGUGACCGAUCUGCAUCGCGAGAGCAUCGAUCACAUUGAGAUACCGUCGGCUGUUCCCGGAAAUCCACCGUUGCGGCGUGUAACGGAGGUGUUCGAUUGUUGGUUCGAGUCGGGCUCAAUGCCCUUCGCCCAGAGCCACUAUCCAUUCAAGAAUCCGACCGAGUUUCUGAACAACUUCCCGGCCGAUUUUAUCGCGGAAGGCAUUGAUCAGACGCGCGGUUGGUUCUACACGCUGCUCGUGAUCUCGACUGCGCUAUUUAACAAGGCACCGUUUAAGAAUCUGAACGUUACGGGGUUAGUGCUGGCAGCUGAUGGGCAGAAAAUGUCCAAGCGCAAGAAGAACUAUCCGGAUCCGAUGGAGGUGGUCAAUAAGUAUGGUGCGGAUGCGCUGCGGCUGUAUCUGAUCAACUCGCCCGUCGUGCGUGCGGAGAACCUUCGCUUCAAGGAGGAGGGAGUUCGGGACAUCAUUAAAGAUGUGUUCCUGCCAUGGUUCAAUGCGUUCCGCUUCCUGUUCCAGAACGUUGAUCGGUUCCAGAAAGAGGAAGGCAUUUGCUACCGGUACGAUGCGGUACGACACGCCGAGAAACGUUCCACCAACGUGAUGGACGUGUGGAUCAUCUCUUUCAAGGAAUCAUUGCUGAAGUUCGUGACGGAAGAGAUGAAGGCAUACCGGCUCUACACGGUAGUGCCACGAUUGACCAAGUUCAUCGAUCAGCUCACGAACUGGUACGUGCGCAUGAACCGAAAGCGCAUCAAGGGCGAGUACGGUGUGGACGACUGUUAUCACGCACUGGACACGCUGUACGAUGUCCUGUUGGCGAUGGUGAAGAUGAUGGCGCCCUUCACACCCUACCUGACCGAAUUUAUGUACCAACGGUUGCGAUUGCUCUCGAGCGAACCGAUGGACGGUAGUGUCCACUAUCAGAUGAUGCCGGCCUCGAACGGACGGUACAUUAACGUGCCAAUCGAACGCGCCGUUGCGCGGAUGCAGGCGGUGGUUGAGCUGGGCCGAGUGAUGCGCGAUCGACGCACGAUGCCGAUCAAGUACCCGCUAACGGAGGUGAUCGUGGUGCACCAGAGUGAGCAGUAUUUGGCCGAUGUACGCUCGCUGGAAGCUUUCAUACUGGACGAAUUGAACGUGCGCCGUAUUACGCUCAGCUCCGAGCGGCAACGGUAUGGCGUUACGAUGCGUGCCGAGGCCGAUCAUAAGACGCUCGGGGUGCGGCUAAAGAAUGACUUCAAGCAGGUGCUCGGUGCAAUCAAGCAGCUGUCCGAUGCGGACAUUACGCGUCAGCUGGCCCAAGGCCACUUCGACAUUGCCGGCCAUCGGGUGGAGCUGGAGGAGAUCCGACUGAUCUAUCAGUUCAGCGGUGGGAACGAUUCGUUCGAAGCGCACAGCGAUAACGAUGUGCUCGUCUUGCUCGAUAUGACCCCGAACGAGGAGCUAAUGCGCGAGGGUACGGCACGCGAGAUCAUCAACCGCAUUCAGAAGCUAAAGAAGAAGGCUAAGCUCAUCCCGACCGAUCCGGUCCUGAUCUACUACACCGUGAGCGGUGGUGACAGUGAGGUGCGCAGUGUGGCCGAAAGUCAUCGCAGCUUCAUCGUGGGUACGGUAAAGUCUCCGUUCGCACCGUACGAACUCGCAGCUGCAUCGAAACCCGUGUUGAUCGAAGAAUCGCAGGAGCUCAAGGGUAUUACGCUUACCAUUACCAUAUGCUCGCCGCAGGACCGUGAGGUUCCGACUGUCCCUUGGGUGAAUCUACAGCUCGAUGAAGCCCUUGCUCCCCGCUAUCAGCCACAACCACCGUCUCGGAAAGCUUCGUUGCUGCUAACGGGCCGUCUAACCGGAGCGCCACUAACGUUCGAGCAGUUGCACCAAGAGGUUGUGACGCUUUUUGGGCUAAAGGACGUGCAGUUCAAUGUGCUCGCUGGAUCCGAUGGUCGACGGGUGGAAGCCGGCAACUAUAAUCCGAAGGUGCUGCAUCAACAGACACUGUACGUGACGCUAGGGAAUAGCUUACCGGCGACGGGCUGGACACCGUCACGCAUGCCCUACGUCGCCUUUCGCAACGUACAGACCGCAAAUGGACGCAAAACAACCGUGUUCGAAGAGAAUCCGGUUGGCGUAAGGCUACCGGUACCAGCACUAUAA